AUGGGUUUACCUGCGCAGUUUAUUCUCUGGAUCAGGGUUUGUAUCUCUACAGCUGAUUUCUCGAUGUCUAUCAAUUACAGUUUGGAAGGCUUCUUCGCGAGUGCGAGAGGUAUCCGUCAAGAUUGCUCGCUUUCGCCUUACUUAUACGUCAUAUUGAACAAUGUUAUGUCGAAGAUGUUAAAUAGAGCAGCAGAAGCACAUCAGUUUGAUUAUCAUCUUCGGUGUCGAGAAGUGAAGCUUACUCAUUUUAGCUUUGCAGAAGACAUACUAGUAUUCAAUGAUGGCACCAGCAGAUCGCUACGUGGGGUUUCGAAAGACAUGGAUCAGUUUGCUAGCUUGUAUCUCUAG
Brassica oleracea var. oleracea is the source of this 348-nucleotide messenger RNA. RefSeq lists its product as uncharacterized. Bases 1 to 348 code for a protein of 115 amino acids. The transcript has a single exon. The record is from RefSeq and is a predicted model, not a curated record. NCBI's taxonomy places the organism in Eukaryota, Viridiplantae, Streptophyta, Magnoliopsida, Brassicales, Brassicaceae.